AUGCCGGGCGGCACGAAGAUGAGCCGAAACCAACAGCACAGCCAAACCUUGGAGACUGUGACUGUUGGCCCGGGCUGCGAGACGGGGUUGUACUACAUUCUAGUGGCUAAUCUCUCUCAUAACACCACAUGGAAGGAGCUGAAAGCAUUUGCCGCACAAGCAUGUGAGGUAGAUCACGCCGAAGUCUACACUCCCACCUCUGGAUUCGUCCGGGUGAAGGGUCUAGCCAAUUUUGAGAAGGCAUUCAAGCACUUGAACGGCAACACCCUCGAGUACCGCUCCCUUCAGGCGGAUGCCAGGAACAAGACACAUCCAACUGUGGUUAAGCUCCCACCCAACGAUUAUCAUGCAGUGAGAAUCCGCCGAGGCGAAAGGGGAAGGGUGUUCAGUGAACCCUGUUCGCCCACCCCGACUCCUGACCCCGGUACACAAAGCGAACAGUUUCCCCAAAAUGCGGGCGCCGGGAUGAAUAGUCCGUACCGGGAUUACCAGGGCAGCGGCAGCCCAGCCUUAAACAUGAGUCCACAGGCCAGCACACGAUGGGGAUACGCUGCCUCCUCCCCAUACACCUCGAGUGAGGGAUACCAGGCAGCGGCGGGAGUAGCCCUUGCUGGUCAGAGUUCUCUGGCGUAUCUCGCAACAGCCGACCCUUCCUGUGGCUUCUCGCAAGUAGCUACCAGUCCGCAACCUGCCAUUUCGCAGCCCAUGGGAUAUCCGGCACUGACCACGCCAGCUACCGAGCCAGCGCAAUACCCGUUUGGGACGCCCGCACCAUACUACGCCUCCGGAUUUACAUACGGCGUUACCGCCGGGCAAGGCUACACCGGGUAUAGCGACGCCCAGCUGAUCGACAAGAGCAACUGCGGUCAAUUCUACAACCCAGGGUACGGUGAGGUUUGGGCGUCCGAUGCUGCAGCUCAGGCCCCAGCUCCCCAGCCAGGUCAGGUUAUCUAUGACGGCAGCAAGCGGCCGAGCGUAAUCAUCGAGCUACGCAAAAUCAUAAUUCAUAAUCUCGAACGAGACGGUCUGUCUGAAGCUUGCGUCGUGGGACUCAUUACGGAAUAUACAGGCAUUGGGCGAACAGGAUCGGGGCAAAUAGAGCGAGUCGAGAUUCCCAUCAACAAAGAUGGUAGGCCACGGGGAACUGCUUUUGUCACGUUCAGCUGUUUCGAGCUUGCCAAUGCGGCCAUCGCGGCGUUGGACGGCCGCGAGGUGGGCGAUAAGAAGCUAUCGGUAAAGAUGGCCGAGGGAGUGUCUGAUGGCGGAUCUAGCAACCGGCCUGGGAGGAGGGUGGCCAAGUCUUCCAGCAAGCAAGAACUGGGAGGUGGGCACAGGAGAUUGGCACCGCGUUCAGGAUCUCAAACUGCUGGGUCAAAGGCGGCUUUGUUAAUGCCUCCUGCGACCAUUUCUCCUGCUUCGAACUCUGCACCUGCGGGAAACAGUAGCCAGAAGAAGAAGGAGGACCGGCCAGUUAUCGCUGAUGGAAGCGGAGGACGUUGGAAAAAGGAGGAGCCGCCGAUUGUGGUGGACGGGAACAGGCGAGGACACCAACGGGAGUCGAUGCAUUAG
Messenger RNA from Canariomyces notabilis, 1569 nucleotides. RefSeq lists its product as uncharacterized. Gene Ontology annotation, cellular component: ribonucleoprotein complex; nucleus; cytoplasm. The transcript is spliced from 3 exons. Lineage: Eukaryota; Fungi; Ascomycota; Sordariomycetes; Sordariales; Chaetomiaceae. Gene Ontology annotation, molecular function: mRNA binding. The record is from RefSeq and is a predicted model, not a curated record. Bases 1 to 1569 code for a protein of 522 amino acids.